AUGGUCCAGCACUUCUAUGUCUUUCUUACAGUGAAGUGCCCAGAACUGAAUGCAAUAUUCAAGUUAUUUGUAGUAGAUGUCUGGACUGGUCAAAUUACCAAGAUUCCUAUUCUGAAAGAUCGUGAACCUGGCAUGAUGAACCAGCAGGGAUGUGGUAUUCAUGCCAUUGAGCUCAACCCCUCGAGGACCCUUCUGGCCACAGGUGGAGACAACCCCAACAGUCUUGCAAUUUAUCAUCUGCCUACACUCGAUCCUGUCUGUGUGGGAGAUGAUGGACAUAAGGACUGGAUAUUUUCAAUUGCAUGGAUCAGUGAUACUAUGGCUGUUUCUGGUUCCCGAGAUGGUUCAAUGGGUCUCUGGGAAGUCACAGAGGAUGUAUUGUCCAAAAGCAAUGCCAGACAUAAUCUCUCUCAAGUUCCUGUCUAUGCCCACAUAACACACAGGGCUCUGAAGGAUAUCCCCAAGGAGAACACUAAUCCUGACAACUGCAAAGUACGAGCAUUGGCUUUCAACAAUAAGAACAAGGAACUGGGAGCUGUGUCCCUAGAUGGGUAUUUUCAUCUUUGGAAAGCAGAACAUGCACUAUCAAAGUUACUUUCCACAAAGUUGCCAUACUGCAGGGAAAAUGUGUGUUUGGCUUACGGUCAGGAGUGGUCAGUGUAUGCAGUAGGAUCACAGGCACAUGUCUCAUUUCUGGAUCCCAGGCAGCCUUCUUACAAUGUUAAAUCCGUCUGUUCCAAAGAACGAGGCAGUGGUAUUCGAUCAGUGAGUUUCUAUGAGCACAUCAUCACAGUGGGAACAGGGCAAGGCUCCUUACUGUUUUAUGAUAUCAGAGCCCAGAGGUUCCUGGAGGAAAAGCCUCCACGUGCCUGCUAUGGACAGAAGCAGAAAUUAGGAGGAAGUGAAAUUUUGAAGUUGACUACUGGGAAAGGCUGGCUGAAUCAUGAUGAAACCUGGAGGAAUUAUUUUUCUGACAUAAAUUUUUUCGCAAAUGCUGUUUACACCCACUGCUAUGACUCAUCUGGAACGAAACUCUUUGUGGCAGGAGGCCCCCUUCCAUCAGGACUUCAUGGGAAUUAUGCUGGUCUCUGGAGCUAAUGAUAAUCUUUAUAAAUGUUGGUCUUCAGACAGAUUUCCACUUUUCCUUCCCUUUUCUUAACAGCAAAAUUGUGUGAUGCUAUGGAUUUCUGAUUUAAAUGCGAGUUAUUUUUCGCAGUUUUA
Molecule: messenger RNA, 1221 nt
Organism: Calypte anna (Anna's hummingbird)
Lineage: Eukaryota; Metazoa; Chordata; Aves; Apodiformes; Trochilidae
Product: DDB1- and CUL4-associated factor 12
Exons: 8
Coding region: 1-1098 (365 amino acids)
Cellular component (GO): Cul4-RING E3 ubiquitin ligase complex
Molecular function (GO): protein binding
Source: RefSeq, a predicted model, not a curated record